AAUGAGGUAAAGCCGGAACUCCUUAAAACACGAAAAGACUGCGCCUCCGUACCUCCGUACAGCUACACAUCGAACCAGGUCCUCUGGUGUGGAGAAGGCAGCCGACUGUCAGCGAUGGAGCGCUUUCUGGGAGGAGGAAUGCUUCCACUGGUGUUAACAAGCGUUGGGGUUUUGCUGCUCUACCGGAUACUUGUCCACCUCAGAAAAGGAGCUUCUGUGCAAGGAGCUGUUGUGGUCAUCACAGGGGCCAGCUCUGGACUUGGGAAAGAGUGUGCACGAGUCUUCCACGCUGCAGGUGCACGGCUGGUGUUGUGUGGACGAGAUGCAUCCCGUCUGCAGCAGGUGGUCCAGGAGCUUACAGCGAGCUUGGCAGACGCAAAGCAGCAGACUUACACUCCCAGCACUGUUAUCUUCAACCUGACUGACGCUGACACGGUGGACAGAGCUGCAGAGGAGAUCCUGAAAUGUUACGGACAAGUGGACGUCCUGAUUAAUAACGCUGGAAUCAGCUACCGUGGCAACAUACUGGAAACCCACAUAUCAGUUCAAAGGGAUGUUAUGGAAACUAAUUACUUUGGGACCGUUGCUCUGACUCAAGCUCUCCUUCCCUCCAUGGUUCGCCGGCGAAGUGGCCACAUCGUCGUCAUUAGUAGUGUCCAGGGCAAGAUAGCCAUUCCUUACAGAUCAGCUUAUGCAGCCUCUAAACACGCCACCCAGGCCUACUUCGACUGCUUACGGGCAGAGAUCGAGCGCUAUCAGAUCCCAGUGACGGUGAUCAGCCCUGGGUACAUCCGAACCAACCUGUCGGUCAACGCUGUCACUGGAGAUGGCUCCAAGUAUGGAGUUGUGGAUAAAACCACAGCUUCAGGUCGGGACCCCAGAGACGUAGCUCAGUUAGUCCUGAAGGCUGUCCGUCAGAGGAGCAAAGACGUUAUUGUUGCCGGACUUAUACCCAACGUAGCCGUCUACCUCCGAACACUGUGGCCUGCACUCUUCUUCAAAAUCAUGUCCUCCCGAGCUCGCAAGGAGCAGAAACCUAAAGAAGAGUGAUGCAGCAGCAGGAUGUUAGCUUCACACGGACCAAAGACCGGAGAGACGACACUCCAUGGAGCUGUUCAGUAACAAUUCACCAUGAUGACAGCCUGUGUUUAGUGGUUUGUUGUUUGAGCAAGGAUGAGUUGGUGAGCUGUUUCUGGAGAUUAACUACAAAGCACUGCUCCACUAUCAAAGAUGUUGUGAUGUUUUUUGACUUUUGAAGAAUGUUGGUUUGGAUUAAAUUUCUGAAGUGCAUGUUAAAAUUACUGAGAGAUGGAGCAGUGUCAGAUGGGAUGUAAACUGUAUACAUACACACUGCACUGCAGACCUUACAAUUCCAAAAGUCAAAUAUAUAAGAACUUGAUAGAAGCAGUUGCAGUUACUUCUGCUGUAAAACGUGCGCUGUGGUGUAAGAGUUACAUUUCAUGAGUGAUCUUUCUUAUGAAACAGCACCUGACAUGUUUCUGGGUCACUUCUUCCAAGUAGCUCUCAGAACACACUGAAAAUGAUUCUCAGGCGAUUUUAACGUGUAGGGAGAACACUGCUCAUCUCUGUGCAGAAUCAAGUGUUUCAGUUUCCUGUUUAAGCAAUUUUUAAACCAUUUUUUCCCCACUUUAUUUCAGUCCAGAUGAGCAACAUUACAACUCUCCUAUGAUAUUUGGAUCCUGUAUAUUCCUGUUGACUUAGCUGAAUAUUUUGUGUUGCUUUGAGGGCUACGAAUUUAUUUUCUGUAACGGGAACAGUGAAGGAUUCAGUCUGCACAUAAACCACUAAUCCAUCUCUGGGAAAGCAGUCAAACCUGAAGCUGUUAGCGACCGCCCUCAGGUGACACACAAACCUGGUAAAAGUUUGCAAUUAAACUGGCUUUACCACAAAUUGCACACAAUAAAUACAAGAAACAAGCAUUUUUUUAAUAACUAUCUUUAAACACAGAAUAAAAACACCUUUUACAAACUGAAAACUUAAAACGGGUUUUCCUUUUUAGAUGCCACCUUAAUAUUAAGUUAAACAGAAAACACCUUUUUUCUUAGAAAUGUUAACAAUAAAUAGUUCAAAUAACAAUUUACAUUAUGUUACAAAAGCGCAGUGAAUACUGGAACUGCCAUUUGUACAAACAAAAUCCUUCAACAGGAAAAAUAUACUUGCCAGAUUGAAAGACAAAACCCACCAUUUAUUCCUUAUUAAGAAUCAUUUAGUGCGACAACAUGAAGAUUUUCCAGAUGUCUUUCACAAAUGAAUAAACAUCACAAGAGCUUUCACAUCGUAAAAUCAAAGUCUCGAAGUUGCUUGAAGGAAACCAAUGUUCUAAAUUUGUGGAAUGACUGGAGCUCGCCUACAAAUUACACUCAGAUUCAGUCAAACAUGUUGAUGAGAAGAUUUCGCAAUACUGCAUAUUGAUGAUGCUGGUUAAUUAAAAUGAGUCUGAACGCAAUUCAGUCUGGGCUUCCCAUGGUGAGUGUGUAUUCCCUGUUAAUAACAGGAUGUUAAAUUGUAGGCAAAAAUGUUUCUAAGAUUCUAUUUACCUUUAACUUCAUCACAAAGAGGGAGCUGGUGUUAAAGGGUGUUUAGAACUCAGUCAAGCUGAAAUUAGCCAUAGUGUUCUGUUAGUAUCCAGUACCAGUCAAAUGUUUUGGGAUGUAAUAAAGGAAUCACCACAACACUUAAUGAGUCAACUAUGGCUUUAGUGUUUGAUUUAAUGACAUACAUCUGACUGUCUGUUCUUACAGAGUGUAACACUACGGGUAACUUUUAGUGGUGCUCAAAACAUUUUUAGUCUCUAAAUGGCACAUUAAUACCCAGCUCUUUUAUUUGAAAGAUAUAAGCAAGAGAGCUAAGGUAAAUUUCUUUAUUGUAGCUCAGGAAGAAAAAAAAACAGUCAAAGGGCUGCCAACUGCAGUGACAGGGUUAUUUAAAAGGAGACCAAGAAUCCUAUGUCUGGGUGUACCAUCAACCUGAAAUUAUCAAUCAGCGACUGAAAAAUAAAUAUCAGCUUAAAGGCCCUCUCAGUUGUUAUUACUAUCCCUUAAAAGUGAUGAAAAUUUCAUUCUACUAGCAAAUUCCAAUGUGAUUGCAGCACAAAAUUCAAAAAGUAGUAAACUGCAGAGAAUCACAUCUGUAGAAUAUCUGCCAAGUGGAGUCAACCACUGAGCUGCCGUUCUGUACGUGGCUGUAGGAAAUGAUUCCAAACACGCAUGGCUAAAUACAACCAAUAAAACCUGAACUGAUAAGAGAGGAAGAGCACGUGAACUGGAGGGCAGCAGGAAAGAUUUUACUUCUGCCUGCCCUACUGUGUUAUGCUCCACUUUUGCAACUUAACAAUGGCAAGUAUUUUCACCAUGUCCAACCUCUUUCUCGCUGUCAUUACUUUCAAAAUCACACUCCGGCAGCAGUUUACCACCAGGUGGGAUCUGUACUGCACAUUUUGGCAGAUUUACACAUUUUGGGGGUCGAUCUGAGAGCACAUAGACACACACACUCACACACACAGAGCAGAAACAGACAAAAGAUUGGUGAAAAUAUUUUGUUCAGAUAUGGCAUAGUAUUUUCCUGUACAUGAGGUUGUGUUUUGUAAACGCAUUUCUUUAUCUAAAGUGUUUGUUUUUUAAAGGGUAUUUACAUUAGUUCAGUUCAGUCCAGUGAAACCAUCGUGUUUCAAGCUUCCUUUGAAUGAAGCUCACGGUUCACUGGUAUUCAUAGAAUUCUACUGAAGAAACUGUAUAGCUAUGGUAUCAGAGGAACGCCACAAUAUUGGUUACAGAGUUAUCUGUCGAACAGAAAGCAGUUUGUUCAGGUCGAUCAUCAUAAAUCUACUUGUAGAAAUAUUAUGUGCGGUGUUCUGCAAGGAUCAAUUUUAGGGACUUCUUUGUUUUUGCUUUAUAUUAAUGACAUCUGUAAAAUUUCUAAAAUCAUAAAAUUUAUACUUUUUGCUGAUGACACAAAUUUGUUAUUUUCAAGGAUAGAUUUGGGAAAACUUUUGAAUGAAAUAACUAUAGAGCUGCAUAACCUGAAAAAAUGGUUUAAUAUGAACAAAUUGUCACUAAACCUAAAAAAGACAAACCUUAUGACAUUUGGAACGCGUAAAAACGAUUUACCAAUUCAAAUAACCGUUGAUAAUACUAUUAUUGAAAGAGUACAACAAAAUGUGUUUUUGGGCGUAGUCAUUGAUGAAAAAUUAUGUUGGAAGCCUCACAUAAGUUAUGUACGUAUGAAGGUUGCUAAGUGUAUUGGUGUGAUGAAAAGAUGUAGCUUAGUACUAAAUCCAAAUGCAUUAUCCAUCCUGUAUCAUUCUUUUAUAAUGGCCUAUUUGAAUUACGGUUUAGAAGUUUGGGGGAAUUGUUAUAAAACAAAUUUAUUACCUUUAGUCACUCUGCAAAAACGAGCUAUUAGGGUUGCUCAUAAUGUCAGAUAUGAUCAUCACACCAAUCCACUCUUUCUUAACUCAUCUAAUCUCAAAUUAUACGACUUGGUCGAUUUGAAAAUUGGACAGAUUAUGUUCAAGGCAUCAAAAAAAUCCCUUCCUGGUAAUAUCCAGGCUCUAUUUCAAGAUAGAGACGCUCAUCAUAAAUAUAAACUGAGGGGAACUGAUCAAUUAUAUCUGCCGAAAGUAAGGACAACCCUAAAAUCCAUGUGGAUUUCAGUGAAAGGGGUGUUGCUAUGGAACAGUCUUCCAGAAGAAAUAAAAAUGUGCAAAAAUAUUGUCCAGUUCAAAAAAUUAUUUAAAAGACAAGUGUUGAGUAAAUACCAGGAGGGGAUGGAAGACUGAUGCCUCCACUGCUAGGCACAGGUGCUUAAGAAUGCAUGGCUGUGGCCGAUACACCUACACUUGACAUACACAUAUUACAUUACAUUCAUAAACAGGCACACUCACAAUGUGUAUGGGCCUGGGUAUGGGUGACCCAUGAUUACCACAGCCAGAAAACGCUUUUGUAACUAGAAUAUAUUUAUUCCUUUUUCUGUUCUCUCGUUUUUGUUUUUUUCCCCAAAAUGUGUUUGUAUAACAUUGUAUGUUGUUGGUAUGUAUUAGCAUAAGUAGAUGCUCAAGGAUCCGCGUCGAUGUAUUGUGUAUCUACCUAAAAGAAUGAGGAUUGACACCAUUGUUCUAAUUGAGAUGUUUCAGUGUUCAAAGGGGGGAGUGGUGUGGGUUUGAAGUGUAAUGGGCCUGUCUUUUGUCUCGUCUAUAUGUGUGUGGCAGGAAAAUGUAGUCCUAUAUGGAAGUCUGGUGGUGUGUGAGGGGUUGGAAUUUAUAAGCGUUGCUUCAUCCAUCCCCUUUUCAAAUCACUCAUGUAAAUUGUCUGAUUUUGAUAAUGUCAGAAGUUUAUUUGAAAUAAAAAUAAUCAAUCAAUCAA
Acanthochromis polyacanthus (spiny chromis) is the source of this 5381-nucleotide messenger RNA. It is a transcript of the gene dhrs7b, whose product is annotated as dehydrogenase/reductase (SDR family) member 7B. Gene Ontology annotation, molecular function: oxidoreductase activity. The record is from RefSeq and is a predicted model, not a curated record. Gene Ontology annotation, cellular component: membrane. NCBI's taxonomy places the organism in Eukaryota, Metazoa, Chordata, Actinopteri, Pomacentridae. The transcript is spliced from 7 exons. The coding region runs from base 115 to 1050 and encodes 311 amino acids.